Mya arenaria is the source of this 2009-nucleotide messenger RNA. Its product is annotated as FAD-linked sulfhydryl oxidase ALR-like. The record is from RefSeq and is a predicted model, not a curated record. The transcript is spliced from 3 exons. Gene Ontology annotation, cellular component: mitochondrion. NCBI's taxonomy places the organism in Eukaryota, Metazoa, Mollusca, Bivalvia, Myida, Myidae. The coding region runs from base 45 to 542 and encodes 165 amino acids. Gene Ontology annotation, molecular function: flavin adenine dinucleotide binding; flavin-dependent sulfhydryl oxidase activity.
AACCAAUAUGUCAGCGCCCAUAAAAAACAUUUUGACGCUUUACCAUGUCUCGGCAUUAUAUUAAAGGAGAGGAAGAAGAAUGUGUACAGAGGACGUGUUUUGAUACAAAAACAUGGGUCCAAAAGUUUGGAAAGUCAAAGACAAAUCAGGAGAAUUCAGGGACUCCCAGCAACUCAGAAACUUGUGACCCUGGACACAGUCAUAGUUGUCCGCUUGAUAAAGAUGAGCUUGGAAGAAGAACAUGGUCGUUUCUCCACACCAUGGCAGCCUACUACCCUAAUCAGCCCUCCUCUGAACAGCAGACUGACAUGAAGGAUAUGAUGUAUCUGUUUGGAAAGUUUUAUCCAUGUGACUUCUGUGCAAAAGAUUUUAGAAAAAGCAUAAAGAAGGAUUCCCCAGAUACUAAGAGCCAGCAGGCAUUUUCCCAGUGGAUGUGUCGCAUGCAUAAUGAAGUGAAUGAGAAAUUGGGAAAACCCAAGUUUGACUGUAGCCUCGUGAACGAGAGGUGGCGUGAUGGCUGGAAGGAUGGGUCAUGUGAUUGAGAUGAUGAUUUUAAAUGUGUUCAACAGUACUAGGCCUGUAUCCACAAAGCAACUUCGUAAUUUUUUUGAGCAUGGAGAAAAUAAUCAUCUAUUUAGUUUAAACAUCUUUUUAUCUCAUUAAGUAUUGAUAAGUGAAAAGUGAUGUAUUUUGAUUUGGGGUAAUGUGUGCUCAUUUUUAACUUGUCUGAUUUCAAAGAAAAAAAGUUUAGGAAUGUUCAUAGUCUUUUUUGCAAUGACUUUAACCUUGGCCAUAAAUGACAAAAAAAGUGAGAAACUUUCAAGAUAUUCAAAUGAAAUUUAGAACACUUGUUGCCAGUGACAAUACACACAUGCACAGCAAGGGCAAUAACUCCGGCUUGAAUGAUAUUUAUUAAAAUUGUAAUUGUUAACACAUGCCCAUCUUUAGACUGAAAAAACAUACCCAGAACAGACGAGCAUUCGCUCUCCAGUGCCCUUGUUUGCAUUUUGGUAUCUAAAAAAAUUAUUUUGCUUUUCAUACAUUUUAAAAAUAUAUCCAAAUUUAACUUAAGUUGCUUUAUGAGUAUAUCCCCAGUUAUAUAUUAAAACAAAACUGACUGUGAUAGCUUGACAAGUGAAGUAUGUUAUAAAUGUAUAAACUUCUUUAAACAAUUUUGCACUUGGUUUGUUUUCCUUUUACUGACAUAUUUUUUUGGCACUGACAUAAAAAAAAUGCACAUAUUUAGAUGUUCAUACUUUUUUCUUCUUUUUAUAUGAUUUUCUGUACAACAUGACAUAUAUCAAUUUAUAAAAAUGGCAUGUUAAGUAUGAGCAUGAGGUUAUGAAGCGGUAAAACCCAUGUUUAACUGUAGGGGUGGCAAUGACAUAUAUAUUUCUUUUAACCUUUCCAAUGUUAUGGACAAAAAACAUUUUAACAAUUGAUCCAAGUAAACAUACCAUUUUUCUUUAAUAAAAUAAUGAGUUCUUAAGUUAAGCCAUAUAUGUACAAACAUGUAUAUCCAUAGAAACAAAGGUUAUUGAAUUUGUUCCACAAAUCUUGUUUGAUUCUUCAGUCUUCAAAGGUGUUGCAUUGUCUUUAUUCUAAAGAAGUCACGUAGGUUAGAGUACGAUAGUUUGCAUUGACACAAGUAUUUGUUUGUCUAUAUUAUUUUAUAGAUAUAUUUGUACUGAAAGGCUCUUGUUGCAGUAGUUAUGGUACAACAAGAGAAAAGCAGUGUAAAUAUUUUUUUUUUAAUUAUUUGACUCAUUGUUUGUUUCUAGAAUUUGAUUCCAUUUAUCUUCUUUUCUAUGGUUUUCUUGCAGGGUUUUAUUUGCAGUUAAUAGAGUUUUUUUUAGAUUUUUGUAUAUAAUUUCGCAACCUCUGAACAAGUGUGAUUCAGUCAUUAUUAAUAGGUGAUUCAGAUACGGACCGAGCCCCGUUUCGAUAAAAGUUGUAAGGCUAUAGAUUGUAAUUUCUAUGGGUAACAUCGAGUUCGUUUGUAGCGUUAA